UCAGAGCUCAGACGUUGUUUCGGUGCAAAUUUCAAACGCUGUCUAGUCGACAAACGGAACGGCAGCCGGACAACCGUCGAAAGGCCGCUUUCGCGUUAAAGAGGAUUGGUUAUUUUUGGAUAAAUUUUUAGCUGUCGUCGGUGGCAACAUGAGAGUGAGUGAAGUCCACGCCGCAGAGUCUGUUGCCUACCUCAACAGAGCACUGGUCAGGUUGCAGGAUAUUUGGGAAGAAAUCGGGAUUCCAGAGGAGCAGCGCCUACAGAGAACCAAUGAUGUCCACAAGCACAUUAAAGGUUUGCUGGACUUAAUGAUCGCUGAGGAAGAAGAGCUCAAGAAGAGAUUAAUGAAAAGCAUAAAGUCCUGCCGCAAGGAACUUAGUAAUUUGUGCACCGAACUUCAGCUGCCCCCCUUUGAGGAGGAGGAGGGCUGCACUAUGUUGCAGAUGGAGAAAAACAGCCGCACCCGUCUAGAGGUGAUGCAGGAGCACAAGAGGCAAAGAAUGGAAGAGCUUAAAGGCCUCAUUGUCAAAGAUCGUGAGCUGUGUGAUAUUAUGUGCACUACCCCUUUCUCCAUCGACCAGGACUCCGUCCCAUCACUGAGUCAACUAGAGACAUAUCAUGCCUACCUUGAUGAAUUGACCAAAGAGAAGGCGUGUCGUCAUGAUGAAUUUGUAAGCAUAAAGAAGGAGAUUAUUGUAUGCAUGGAUGAUCUGGAGCAGAACCCGGAGACCAGUUUUGAGAUGGAUGUGAUGUGUGAAGAUGAGGAGGCAUUUUGUCUGUCAAAUGACAACAUUGCUGCUCUUAAACUACUUCUCAGUCAGCUACAAGAACGCAAGGCUGAGAAGGAACUCCGCUGUUCGGCUUUCCGCACUAAGAUCCAGGAGCUGUGGGAAAGACUUCAGAUUCCCCAAGAGGAGAGGGAAACACUUUCAGAGCAUAUGGUCAAGUCAAAGAAGAAAAACACUGAGGCACUCCAGGCUGAGCUCCAGCGUCUAGAGCUGCUGAAAAUGCAGAGCAUGAAAAGUGUCAUUGAGGUCAUCAGAGCUGAGAUUGCACUUUUCUGGGGGAGCUGCUUCUAUAGCCCCGAACAGCAGCAGGCCUUUGUUCCAUAUCAUGAUGAUGAUUUCACCGAAGAGCUUCUCAACCUGCACGAGGCGGAGGUCAGGACCCUGAAGAAGUAUUACGAGGACCACAAAGAACUCUUUGAGGGAGUCACAAAAUGGCAAGAGAACUGGACCUUGUACUUGGAACUUGACAAAAAGGCUAGUGACCCUUCAAGGUUCAACAACAGAGGUGGGAACCUUCUGAAAGAAGAGAAGCAGAGAACUGACCUGCAGAAAAGUUUACCUAAGCUGGAAAAGAGUCUGAAGGCCCAAAUUGAUGCCUGGGAGCAGGAGCAUAGCAAGGAGUUCUUGGUAAAUGGACAGAAAUUUCUCGAGUAUGUCCAGCAGCAGUGGGAUUGCCACCACACCGAAAAGGAGAAAGAGAAACAGGAAAGGCAAAUGAAGAAAACUAAACAGACUCAGGAGGACAUGUUAUACGGAACAGCAGUGAGGACACCGUCCAAAAGGCGGAUAGCAGGGACACCCACACCUGGAAAAGUAAGAAAGCUCAACGGCACCUCGACCAUCUCCACUCCUAACAGCUUCCUUAGUUCAGGCCUCGGUGGAACCAUGUGCCAGUCCUCCAUCCAGAAACCACCUCUGUCUGCCAGCAAGGGUCUUGGCCUGCGAACCCCUGGACAUGGAAAGACUCCUCGUGCACUAGACCGAAACAAGGAAAACAUCUCCCAUCUUAACAGAAAUACUCCAAGUGGAACACUAAGGUCUCAGGAUACUCAAGAUCACACCUUCACCUUUAACUCUAUUGCUGGCUCCUAUUCGGAAUUUGCGAGAGACCUCACGAAGGCUUCUAAAUCGAAUGUGAAGUCAGAACUGCUGAACUCCACCGUCAGUCAUCAGUGAUGGUUCAGAGGAGCUGCUCCGCCGCCGGGAGUCAUUCAGCUC
Molecule: messenger RNA, 2005 nt
Organism: Xiphias gladius (swordfish)
Lineage: Eukaryota; Metazoa; Chordata; Actinopteri; Istiophoriformes; Xiphiidae
Product: protein regulator of cytokinesis 1-like
Exons: 14
Coding region: 149-1963 (604 amino acids)
Biological process (GO): microtubule cytoskeleton organization; mitotic spindle midzone assembly
Cellular component (GO): mitotic spindle midzone; spindle; cytoplasm
Molecular function (GO): microtubule binding
Source: RefSeq, a predicted model, not a curated record